AAUUGGACCCCAAUCCGGAAGUUCCAGAUUUGAGAAUUCAAAUUUAUGCUUUUCCGCCAUUAGAGUAGAGAGAGGUGAGGGGGGAGAGAGAGAGAGAGAGAGAGACAUGAACAGUCCACCGCCGUGCCCCAACACGGUGACUGUCCGGCGAAACCCUCCCCGGAAAGCGAGAGCCACCCCAUCCACCACCCACAUCCCUUUCCCUCUUCGAAAUACUCCCUCCUCCUCCUCAAUCCCACAAGACAUCCCUUCUUUCCCAAUUCAAGACAUUCUAUCUAUACACGUCCCUGAAAACCCUAAAUCCGAUCCACCCAUUUCAGAAUCACCGUCUACAAACGAUCCUCCACUUUCGGAGAAUCUGAAAGUUUUCCUGAGAAUCCGACCCCUCACUCCUCACCACCAAAACUCGGACAAGUACGCCAAGAAUGCUAGCAAGUCAAGGAGUAAAAUUGCUUGGCCUCAAAACCCUACUGCGAAGACUAAUUCUAGGGCAGGAAAGUCGAAGAAAAUGAGUGAGAUUUGUAUUUCAGUUAACGAUUCUCGUUCGGUUACGCUGUGUCCCCCAAAGGCAUUGCAAGAUGCCAAACGAAUCAAGUCUGAAGUCUAUCAAGGGUUUUCGCAUGUCUUUUCUGCUGAUUCCUCUCAGGAUGAGGUAUUUGCAAAAAUGGUGAAUCCAUUGGUUGAUGACUUUAUCAAGGGUAAGAGUGGAAUGUUGGCUGCGUUAGGGCCUAGUGGUUCGGGCAAGACACAUACUGUUUUUGGGUCUCCUAGGGAGCCUGGUAUGGUGUCUCUUGCUUUGCGUAAGAUCUUUUCAAGUACCGAGGGCCGCAAAAUUGAGUUAUCGAGGAUAUUCUACCUAUCAAUGUUCGAAAUAUGUUCAGAGGGAGGAAAAGCAGAGAGGAUAAUUGAUUUAUCCGAAGAUGUUGGUGAUUUAAGCAUACAGCAAUCAACUAUCAAACGCCUCCACGAGGUCAGCAUCUCUGAUGUUCAACAGGCUGAAUCUUUAAUUGCUCGUGGAAUGUUAAAACGAGCCACAGCUAUGACAAAUUCAAAUAGUCAGUCCAGCCGUUCGCAGUGCAUCAUCAACAUCCGUAGCGCUCCCAACAAGAUUAACGAAGAAGUUGAUCUUCAAUCAGACAGUGUUGUCUUGACUAUCGUUGACCUUGCUGGAGCAGAAAGAGAAAAGAGAACAGGGAAUCAGGUAACACAUUGGAGGACUAGAUCAUGUAACAAGGGGAAGUUCAUGCAUUUUACCAAUGGGGCUAGAUUGCUUGAGAGUAAUUUUAUCAACAACACAUCAAUGGUUUUUGGUCUGUGCUUGAGAUCAUUGUUGGAGCAUCAGAAGAAUCCCAAGAAGCCAUUGCAAAAGCACUUCCAAAGCUCUUUGUUAACUCGGUAUUUACGAGAUUACUUGGAAGGCAAAAAGCGAAUGGCUUUGAUUUUAACUGUGAAAUCGGGAGAGGAAGACUAUCUUGAUUCAUCCUUUCUACUAAGACAGGCUUCACCUUAUAUGCAAAUCAAGUUUAAUAAUGUCGAACAACCGUUGAAUUCGCUUUGUACUAAGAGGCAUUUUCAGACUUUGCCUAGAACAGAACAACUCAAGAGAAUGAAGCUUACUUGCCUUGAAGCAUGUUCGACCACUGGGGGGAAGGGUACUGGAGAAGAAUGUGAAGUUGAUAAAGAAGAAACCCUUCCACAAGAGGUCAAGGAGGUUAAACCUCAGAUAUGUUCAGAUCAUCUGGCAACAACUAUUAAUUGGGAAGUAAAUGACGGUACAUCCCUUGAGGAAGGGUCCACUGAAUUGGCAAAAGAAAGAACAAACAAGAUUAUGCAAAAUUUUGCUAAAGCUUUAUGGAAUGUCUUGAAGCAAUAUAAGGGGAAACUUGAGGUAGCUGAAAAUCAAAUUCAGAGUCUCAGAGAAAACCUUGCCAAUGAAAAGGCAAGGCGUUCUGAGCUUGAAACUGAAUUGAAGAAUUUAAAGUCUUCCCUUUUAUGUCAGAAAGAAGUUUCUUUGAUUAAAGAGGAUGAAUCCGAUGGCAAUAGAUCUGCAGACCAGGAAGCAUGUCAGCCUAAUAAUGUUGAUGAGAAAGACGAUUCUUUGAUUAAAGAGGAUGAAUCUUGUGCCAAAAGAUCUGCAGAGCGGGAAGGAUGUCAGGCUAAUAAUGUCGAUGAGUUAAAUGCAGUAGUUUCUUCAUUAAACCUGGAUGAAUCAGAGCACAAUGCCAGUGAACAAAGAUCCGAUAACUCUGAUACCAAUGUGAAUAAUUUUGGUGUGGUCAUUGCUUCAUCCCUUGCCGUUGAAACCUUUGAAGAGCAGAGCUGUCAGUGCACUGAUCAGGAAUGUGAAGGCUUUCCUGGUAGUAUUGACAGUGGUGAAGAUUCGAAGGACUUAAAAGAUACGGGAAUAGACAAUGUUCAAUUCAAUGGCAAUGCAUCAGAUUCAGGAUCCUCCGAGUCUGUGGUGAGCUCUCCUAAGUCGCUUGUCGUAAUUACGAACGAUAGUUGUUCCUCAGUGGAGGGGUACCAAUCACAUAAUGACGAGUACAAGAAAAGACUGGAUCAGGCAACAAUGCCAGAGGAAGAUGUAGAAUUAGCCCCAAGAUGUGAUGUCACUAGUGCUCCAAAAAGUGAGCCAAAGCUUAAUUCUUGCUGCAAACCUUUGAAUGCAGAGAAACCCAAAAGGAGACUUCUACCUGCUUCAUCCAUUUUAUUAACCAAUAUCAGUAGUCUGGAUUUUGAGGAUGAGAAUGACAAACCAAAGGAUCCAUUUCUUCAGUGGCAGAUGGAGGAAUUGCAACUAGGAGGGGCCAAACUAUGUGCUAAAAAUUGACAGGAACUAGACGAGAAAUGAAGUUGGCUUUAGAUGAAAGAAACAGAACUCAGGGUAGCAUCUCUCUCCUCCGUAUGCUCACGAGCAACCUUCGUCUCUAGUAAAGCCACUUCCUAUUUUUCUAUUGAUUUUCAGUGUAGUUUGGACAUUUUGUUUUGUUGGUAUCCCAUAGUUUACGGUUUGAGAAUGAAAGAAAAUAUUUGUGACUUUCUAACAGAAGGCAUUUGUGAGUGAUGUUUGUGAAAGAACAGUUGUACAAGUCAUGUGCCUUUCAUGCCCUUUUGUAAGUCACAUCCUGUGCCUUCUUAUUUGAGCCCAGGGCUCCAUGUGUUAGCUUUUUAAGAUGAAGUUGUAAAGGACAGUUGUGCAGCUCAAUUUAAUAGAAGGCACAGAUAAAGUAGCCCAGGGUUUAUUAAGGGUGUUGAGACAA
Messenger RNA from Camellia sinensis, 3260 nucleotides. Its product is annotated as ATP binding microtubule motor family protein. Gene Ontology annotation, molecular function: ATP binding; microtubule binding; ATP hydrolysis activity. Gene Ontology annotation, biological process: microtubule-based movement. Gene Ontology annotation, cellular component: nucleus; kinesin complex; microtubule. The record is from RefSeq and is a predicted model, not a curated record. NCBI's taxonomy places the organism in Eukaryota, Viridiplantae, Streptophyta, Magnoliopsida, Ericales, Theaceae.